GGUGUUUCUUUCUUAAACUGACACAGUUAACUAUCAGUCAAAGAUUCACACCGUUCAGUUUUGGGAGCAGCCUGCAGUGUGCCACACAGAAAUUCUGGGUUGGCAAGGGCCCUUGAAAUGACAUCAUUUAGGAGUUUCUAAUCUUCUUUAUUAUAUAUAAUAUUAUACACAUAUCAGGUAAAAGGGGUAGAAGAGACGGGGGUGGAAAUUGAAGACAUCUAUGGCAUUUUUGCAGCGGUCCGUGAAGCACAUAAAACUCAAGUUUAUAAAAAUAAUGGAACCAGUGCAAUACUCUGAUUUUACAGAUCAGAGAAAGGGUACUCGAUCAUGACAAAUGGUUUGUUCAAGGUCACACUCGUGGCAAAGCGGGAAAGGACUCAGAUUUGACUUCAUCCUCUCCUCUUGGAUUCAGUCUCCGAGUAUGCCAUUGAGGCAACCCACGCGCCUUCAGCAAGCGUCUAAAAUCCCAGUAACCAAGAUGCAACGUGAGAAUAUUUGGAAGCAGCCUAGAGAGACCGGGACGGCAUUUCCGGGAAGAUGGCGGCGCACAUGUCAGGUGUGGCACAUGCUUCCGCGGAGAGGACUCCGCAGUGACGGACAACAUUCUUUCCUUCCCUGGUGAGAUCCUGAGAAACAGCCUCUUCACCCACCAUGAGUGUUACCCCAGAGGUCAAGAGUCGAGGAAUGAAGUUUGCUGAGGAGCAGCUGCUAAAGCAUGGAUGGACUCAAGGCAAAGGGCUGGGCCGGAAGGAGAAUGGCAUCACGCAGCCCCUCAAGGUGACACUGAAGCAGGACACUCAUGGGGUGGGACACGAUCCUGCCAAAGAGUUUACAAACCACUGGUGGAAUGAGCUCUUCAACAAGACUGCAGCUAACCUGGUGGUGGAAACUGGGCAGGAUGGAGUACAGAUCAGGCGCCUUUCUAAGGAGACCACCCAGCAUAAUCACCCCAAGCCCAACUUGCUGUAUCAGAAGUUUGUGAAGACAGCCACGCUGACUUCAGGUGAAGAGAAGCCUGACAGAAACUUGGAGAGCUGCAGUGAUGACAGGCAGGAGCCCAUGCCUCCAGAGAGUCUGACCGAUGAGAUGCUGCUCCAGGCCUGUGAGGGCCGAACAGCACACAAGAUGAAGCUCAGGCCCAUCUCCCUAAGCACCAAUGCUGACUGGGACCUCGUCCAUUUCAGGGCUGCCCGUCUUGGGAUCACAAUGAAGGCCAAGCUUGCUCGGCUAGAGGCCCAGGAGCAGGCCUUCCUGGCUCGUCUCAAAGGCCAGGACCCAGGGCCCUCCCCACCCCAGAAUGAGAGCAAGCCCUCCAAAAAAAAGAAAAAGAAAGGGAAGCAGAAAGAGGAGAAAGAAGCUAGAGCAACGGAAAAGAAUCAGGAGCACCUAGAUGAUGAGCACCUAGAAUUCACUAACCAGAGCAUCGGGAAAAGCAAGAAGAAAAGGCACCAUAAAGAAGAAAAGGUCAUAGGUGGGAGAGAGGGAACAACUGUAGGGAGAGAGGAGGAAGGGGCUACAGGGCUUGGGGACCUGAAGAGCAGAGCACACCCUGGUCAGCCUCCCCAGAAGAAGAAGAAAAAGAAGAGGCAGCAUCACAAAGAGGAAGAGGAAGAGACAGGGGUCUUGGGUAAGGGGCAAAGAGGGAAGGAGGCAGUGGUGGGUAUCAGGGAAAAGGUGGAGAGCAGGGCAUGCACAGACCCGUGCAGAAGCAAGAAGAGACAGCAGCGUGAAGAGGAUUUGAACACAGAGGAUGAAGGCCAGGAGACAGCUUUAGGCAGUGAGACUAGGAAAGCAGGAAGGGGAACACACAGUGAGGGAAGCAGCAAGAGAAGCAAGCAGAAGAGACAGCAGCGUCAGGAGAAAGAGGCCUUGGGUGUACAUGAUGACAAUGAGGUCGGUGCGACUAGGGAAACAGAGAGCAGAGAGGAGAAAAGGAGGCGGCAGCACCCAGAGUGGGAGAGGGCCAAGAAGAAACAGCAGAGACACUGAACCUCUAGUCAAGGUGGGGCUCGGCUGAUUCCCUUCCAGCUGCGGCCUUGAGACCCGCCUUGCUGCAGGACUUGUGCACCUCCAUGGGGUCCCUGCAGAGGAGGAAACAGCUCUCCCGCAGCAGCAUGUGGUGCUAAGCCUUAGCUGAGGCCGUGGAUGUAGAGCCCUCUGCAGCUCCAAACCCAGAGACCAGUAUUUCAAGCGCUUCCAGGAGCCAGGCAGCUUGGGGACAAGGAGUGCUGAGGACCGAGAAGAGGAAUGCAUGGAGGGAGCCUCCUGCUAAGAGGCUGAAAAGGUAGAUUUAUGGCAGUGUCUUGACUUUUACAUAUUGUGACGCUAAGAACAACAUAAAAUUUAGGUUUGUGGGCUAGAUUCA
Messenger RNA from Heterocephalus glaber (naked mole-rat), 2365 nucleotides. RefSeq names its product G-patch domain containing 4 (gene Gpatch4). Gene Ontology annotation, cellular component: nucleolus. NCBI's taxonomy places the organism in Eukaryota, Metazoa, Chordata, Mammalia, Rodentia, Bathyergidae. Gene Ontology annotation, molecular function: nucleic acid binding. The record is from RefSeq and is a predicted model, not a curated record.